CUGGUGUAUCAUGUUAUGAUGAAUUAACACAAGAAAUGUUUACAUUACGAGGUCAUAUAGUAUCAGUAUCUGGAGAUAUUCCUGCCUUAUCCAAAGUAAUGUGUGUAUCUGGUCACAAUGCCUAUAGUAAAUGUCGAUAUUGUUACUUUCGUGAGACAUAUUCUGAAAAAUCAACGCAUGUUUAUUUUUCGCUUUUACCACCACGAGGGUACAAAGGUACUAUAUAUGAUCCAAACCAUUUACCAAUGCGUACCCAUAACAGUUACCUUCGAGAUAUUACAAAAACAGAAUGUAAAAGCAAAAAUGAUCGACAUAAAAUCGAACGUGAAACUGGAGUGAACGAACAUAGCAUCUGGUUUGAAUUAA
Messenger RNA from Racocetra fulgida, 366 nucleotides. The record is from the annotation of a GenBank genome assembly. Lineage: Eukaryota; Fungi; Glomeromycota; Glomeromycetes; Diversisporales; Gigasporaceae.